This is a messenger RNA of Ectocarpus sp. CCAP 1310/34, 2019 nucleotides long. Lineage: Eukaryota; Phaeophyceae; Ectocarpales; Ectocarpaceae. The record is from the annotation of a GenBank genome assembly.
AUGCGUCCCCCCUACCAUACCAGCCUCCACUGCUGCUCGCCCCAUGUGACGUACACGCAGGUCGUGGCCGCACCGGACGCAGGCACCUCGCAGGUCCAAGCCGCGCAAAACUUCAAAGAGCUGUCCGACAAGGUGGCCAACGCUCGCGGGGACAGCCGCGGGAAGAAGAGGUCGCCCAAAGGGCAGGCCGCCGCUGCGCGGGGACGGCGGCUCGGCAGAGGAGGGUCGAAGCCUCCAUCGCCUUCCUCACGCGGUGGUGGCCGCCGCCGGAGCUCGGUGUUGCCGCGAGCGGGGGGUGGUGGCGGUGGUAGUAGCAACGACGGCGACGACAAGCAUAAGGGACGGUCAAGUCGGAGCAGCAGAGCCUCUUUCUCGCAGCAGCGUCGCCGGAGUGUUCGCAGCAGCAAGGGCAGUAACAGCAUCAGCGGUAGCAAGAACAGUAGGAGCUCGGCACAGAGGGAAGCGGUCGAGAGUUCCGGGGGGGAGGGGGGCGGCCAGCAGAUUCGCUCGGCGGAGUCGUCGUCGGAAGCUGGUCUGCCGCCGCUGCUGAUUGACAGAACGUCGGAAAGCAUGAAUUCUCAAGAGGAGCCAGCGGCGAAGGGGGUGGAGGUCUCUGACACCAACGUUGUUGCUCAAGACCGGUCGCAAGGCAACAACGGGGCUAGAAAACAACAACACCCGGGAGGGAACGGCAACGGCACUCAAGACGAUGCCGUUGAACAAUCUGACGUCACGGGGAUGGGUCAACGGCAAGAUGGUGCUCCCGGCGAUACCUCAGCGGUGGAGGAAACCCUGGUGGGAAACGCACUAGACGGGGAAACGGUCCCCACUCGGCCGCCGCUGCAAGGUGCCGCUUCCACCUCCGACCUUCAAGAUGGAAGCGAGAUUUCCCCCCCGGGGCCGCCAAGCUCGGCAACGGUCCACACGAAACAAGAAGAAGAUUCUGGUCUGGUCGACCUCGAGGGAUCGGGAAUCACAGGUUCCUCGCCGAAUGAAACUGAACAACAUGACCAAGAGCGAGAAGAAGAGCAGCUCCAGCCUUGGCCGGAGCAGCACGAAGAAGUUCCGGAGGAAGACGGAGUGUCUUUAUCGGCGGUGGAAGAGGCCGGGGAAGCGGCGGCGGAGGCGGGCUUUCUGGAGGGAAUUCAAGAAGAGGCGGCGGAGCCAAAGCGGGGGGCGGACGGCGGUGAUGGUGGUGCUGGAGUGGUUCACCAACAUGGUCCUGCAGCCACGGCUGCAAUCGACUUUGUUCCGACAGAGAGAUCACUUGCUGCCUAUUGCCAGGCGGCGGCACGGUGCAAGCUGGCUAUCGAGGCGUUCGAGGCCUCAUCCUCCUCCGAUUCUUCGUCCGAGCUAGACUCUGACUCCGGGGAUGAUGACAACGCGGCAAGCGAAAAUGACAAGCACAAACAGCGACUGGUCGAACGCUACGCGGAUCUGACAGACGCCAUGAUGGAUUGGGGCGUAGAGGCGGCCCAAGCUCUAUUGGUAGAGGUGACCAAGACCGCAGCCAAGCACCGGACGAUCUCGGCGUGGACGAACGCGGUGCUGGAACCCGGCAGAGACAAGAGCAGCAAGCGCGGUGGCGGUCUCAAGGAGUCGCAGCAAGCGAGGCAGGACAGGGCGACGCUGCUUCAGACCGAGAAGGCCGUGCUCCACGGGGUUGUUGAGGCACUCGGAGGGUGGGAGGCAGCGGUUUUCCUGGACUCUGGCGUGGCCAACCUAGAUGUUGACGUGGCCGCUUGGCCCAUCGAAGAUCAAUUGGCCAUAUUGACGGCCCUGAACGAUCAUCUACGCGAUGAGCUGGAGGAAAAGGAGACGAGGCACGACCUGGCCGUUGGCGAUAUCCUCGGUCGGUUCCACGCAGCGCAGAAGGAGCUGGAGCAGCUACGUUCGGAACGGGAGUUGCAUUUGUCGACGGUCAAGGACGUCGCUUACUCUGAGCACACGCCUCGAGAAGCGUUCGUCGUGAAGGUGUUCAUAGCGCAAACUCCGCGGUGUACGAGCAAGCAGAACUGA